AUGAGCAAAAUGUCAGGGGAGGAGGAGUUUUAUCUGUUCAAGAACAUCUCCCCAGUGGGACCGUGGGAUGGGCCUCAAUACCACAUUGCCCCUGUCUGGGCCUUCCACCUCCAGGCAGCCUUCAUGGGUUUUGUCUUUUUUGUAGGGACACCACUCAAUGCCACAGUGCUGGUGGCCACACUGCGCUACAAAAAGCUGAGACAGCCCCUCAACUAUAUUUUGGUUAAUGUGUCCCUGGGGGGCUUCCUCUUCUGCAUCUUCUCUGUCUUCACCGUCUUCGUUGCCAGCUGUCAGGGAUACUUCAUCUUUGGCCGCCGCGUUUGCGCGUUGGAGGCCUUCCUGGGCUCUACAGCAGGUCUGGUGACAGGCUGGUCGCUGGCCUUCCUAGCCUUUGAGCGCUACAUUGUCAUCUGUAAGCCCUUCGGCAGCUUCCACUUCAGCUCCAAGCACGCGCUGCUGGUGGUCCUGGCCACCUGGGCCAUUGGUAUUGGGGUCUCCAUCCCGCCCUUCUUUGGCUGGAGCCGGUUCAUCCCCGAGGGCCUGCAGUGUUCCUGCGGCCCCGACUGGUACACCGUGGGCACCAAGUAUCGCAGCGAGUACUACACGUGGUUCCUCUUCAUCUUCUGCUUCAUCGUGCCUCUCUCGCUCGUCUGCUUCUCCUACUCGCAGCUGCUGGGGGCCCUCAGAGCCGUUGCAGCCCAGCAGCAGGAGUCAGCUUCGACCCAGAAGGCUGAGCGGGAGGUGAGCCGCAUGGUGGUGGUGAUGGUGGGAUCCUUCUGUCUCUGUUACGUGCCCUACGCUGCCCUGGCCAUGUACAUGGUCAACAACCGUAACCACGGGCUAGACCUACGGCUGGUCACCAUUCCCGCCUUCUUCUCCAAGAGCGCGUGCGUCUACAACCCCAUCAUCUACUGCUUCAUGAAUAAGCAGUUCCGGGCUUGCAUGAUGGAGAUGGUGUGUGGGAAAUCCAUGACAGAUGAGUCUGACAUGUCCAGCUCCCAGAAAACAGAAGUUUCUGCUGUCUCUUCUAGCCAAGUUGGCCCCAACUAAGGUGCCAUUUGCAGCAACUAGGAUUUUACAUUUAAGGAAAUUUCUACUUUCUCUGCUAAGAACCAAACUGCUAACAACACAAAAAACAGACGGGAGUGAUGACAAUUUGGGGAAUCAAUUUCCCAUUUUCCUAUUAUUCCCUUCCUGCCUCCAAAGCUACUGUGCCAGCUGGGUCCAUCUCAGAACACAUCAAAGGCCACUUCAGCAAUCAUCAGUUUCUGCUCCUAAGGCAAGAGUGGCAAGAUUCGUAGCCCUUGCAGAAUCCAUCUCCACAUACAAGGCAACUAUAAAGGAGUAUGGUUGAGUCUUCAGUGUAUGGAUAACAAUUAUCUUCCUUUUUUUUAAAUCCUCACCCAAGGAUA
Messenger RNA from Miniopterus natalensis, 1412 nucleotides. It is a transcript of the gene OPN1SW, whose product is annotated as opsin 1, short wave sensitive. The record is from RefSeq and is a predicted model, not a curated record. NCBI's taxonomy places the organism in Eukaryota, Metazoa, Chordata, Mammalia, Chiroptera, Miniopteridae. Gene Ontology annotation, molecular function: G protein-coupled receptor activity. Gene Ontology annotation, biological process: phototransduction; visual perception; G protein-coupled receptor signaling pathway. Gene Ontology annotation, cellular component: membrane.